Molecule: messenger RNA, 1198 nt
Organism: Heteronotia binoei (common prickly gecko)
Lineage: Eukaryota; Metazoa; Chordata; Lepidosauria; Squamata; Gekkonidae
Product: serine/threonine kinase-like domain-containing protein STKLD1
Exons: 13
Coding region: 11-1198 (395 amino acids)
Biological process (GO): protein phosphorylation
Molecular function (GO): protein serine/threonine kinase activity; ATP binding
Source: RefSeq, a predicted model, not a curated record
CUGCUCAGCCAUGGAGAAAUACGAGGUAUUGUACAGGAUGCGUCCUGGGGCUCUUGGGACGAUGUCGUUAGUGGAAUCAAAAACAGAGGAAGAAGAAAGUGGUGCUGGAAAGAAGUAUGUUGUGAAACAGGUUGAAUGCAUUGAUGAAAACCAAGCAAACAACGCCCUCAGAGAGGCAAUGGUCUUGCUGAAAGUGAAGCAUCGAAACAUCUGUGCCUACAAAGAAUUGUUUAUCAUCUGGGACAACUGUAUUUCAUCCCUCUUCCUUUGUCUGGUGAUGCAUCACUCAGAUCAAGGGGAUCUUUCAGGUCUGAUCAAGGCCAAAAGGCAGAAGUGUGAACAAAUUCAAGACUGGGUGAUCCAGAUAUUCCUGGGGCAGAUGGUGGAUGUUUUGGUUUACCUCCAUAAGCAAAACAUUUUCCAUAGAAACCUCAAACCAUCCAACAUCCUUCUAGAUGGCGAGGCCUCCUUCAUGCUUUGUGAUUUUAGCUCUGAAACCCUCAUGACUGAUGAGAUGAAAUGGAAGAUCAGAGUGGAAGAAGCUCCUGACCAGAAGUCCUGGAUGGCUCCAGAAGCACUCAAGUUUUCCUUCAGUGACAAAUCUGACAUUUGGUCUGUUGGCUGCAUUCUGCUUGAUAUGCUGAACUGCUCCUAUUUGCACGAAGAGGAGGCGAUUUCAUUAUUGGGUAGAAUUAAAGAAAGUAGUCAUAGUCUUGAAAAUGCCCUGAUGUGUAUGAGGCAGGAGGAUACAGCCAUCUCUGCCAUUUUGCUUCUGAUGUUGCAGAUCCAGCCAGCAAUGAGGCCCACCGCACAUGAGCUAGUAAUGGAUCAAUUUGUUAAAGAAUGUUUGAUUCUGGCUGGAUCUCCCCUAAUCAAAGUGAAGAAGCCUCUUUCUCCGGAAAUAAUGGAGGUAAUCUGUAAAAGUGGAAUCCGUACUGUUCUAGAAUUUAUGCUUACUUACUCAGACAUAGAGGAAGCUCAAGAAAAGGCAAUUGAGCGUCUUCAUACCCUCGUGAAAGACGCCAAGGUCAACCUAAAAAGAGGCCUUGAAAUUAUCAGUUCCGUGACGUGUGCAGCAAAGAAUCACAUUGAUUCUCUCAAGAUCCAGUUAGCCGCCUGCUCUGUGCUGCUUGACAUCGUCGGCAGAGCCGUCAGAUGUUGGCUUGCUCGGGGCCAAUUCGUGGCUUUUGCACAGUGA